Molecule: messenger RNA, 794 nt
Organism: Dermatophagoides pteronyssinus (European house dust mite)
Lineage: Eukaryota; Metazoa; Arthropoda; Arachnida; Sarcoptiformes; Pyroglyphidae
Biological process (GO): protein insertion into mitochondrial inner membrane
Cellular component (GO): TIM22 mitochondrial import inner membrane insertion complex
Molecular function (GO): transmembrane protein transporter activity
Source: RefSeq, a predicted model, not a curated record
AAUGAAAAGAAAAAUAAACAAAAAAAUUCCUGAAAUUCAGGUACACACAUACAUAACACGAAUAAUAAUCGAUAGUAUCGUUCGAUAUGUUCGAAUUAAUGCAUGCGCUCUUUGGCCAGCUGAUUCGAAUUUAAAUUUUUUUUUUCAAAGAAAAAAGUUUAAAUUUUAUCCGAUAAAAAUGUCUUUAAAUAAUAAUAAUAAUAGCAGUAAUGGUGGUCAACAACAAGAACCAUCGAUAAGUUUUAGUGAAUUACGUGAUGCAUUAAUUGGACCCGAACGAAGAUAUCGUGAAAAUAUGUUAGUACCAAAUGGUUAUUUAGGUGCUGAACCAUUAAAACCGGAUAAUCAAAGAAUGGUUGAAAAUUUUUUCGAAAGUUGUGUAUUCAAAACAACGCUCAGUUGUGUAGCUGGUUUUGGUCUUGGAGCAGCUAUUGGGCUAUUCACAGCAAGUGUUGGACCUGAACUGGCACCGUUGAAUGCACCAAAACAAACUGUUCGUGAAGUUUUACGCGAAAUGAAAUCCAAAUCAAUGUCAUAUGCAAAGAAUUUUGCAAUGUUAGGUGCAAUGUUUUCAGCUACUGAAUGUGCUAUCGAAUCGUAUCGAGCAAAAAAAGAUUGGAAAAAUGGUACAAUGGCCGGUGGUGUUGUUGGCGGUAUGCUUGGUUUACGUGCCGGUAUUAAAGGUGGUUUAUUAGGUGCAGCAGGUUUUGCUGCAUUUUCAACAUUAAUUGAAUAUUAUCUGGAUUAAGUGUAAGGCAAGAAAAUCAUAAUAAUAAAAAUGUAAAUAUUUUUUU